Macrobrachium nipponense is the source of this 5706-nucleotide messenger RNA. Its product is annotated as zinc finger protein 62 homolog. Lineage: Eukaryota; Metazoa; Arthropoda; Malacostraca; Decapoda; Palaemonidae. Bases 390 to 2258 code for a protein of 622 amino acids. The transcript is spliced from 2 exons. The record is from RefSeq and is a predicted model, not a curated record.
UUUUUUUUUUAGACAAUAGAUUAUAGUGUCCCGUUAAGCUGCGCACCCUCACUAAGUAAAUAAAAAAUGAGAUAGCCACAUAUAUAAAGUAUUAAGAGUGAGUCAGAACUAAUCAGUUAUAAAGGGAAAAGAAGAAGAAGAAGAAAAAAAACUAAUUGUGCAACAGCUGAUACCAGCGCGGUGCGGAUUCUCUGCACCCAGGCCAGCGGUCCGAUACGAUUUCAAACUCAACCCCCGGGUCAGCGACAGUGUGCCAAAGUCAGUUGCGUAAGUUGUCACAUUGGCUCUGUAAUUCCUGUACGGUAACUUUGAACGAGAUAAUUGAUUGUCUGCAUCUUUUUGAACUUGAAGAUUCCCAUGAAGUUGAGCAUUUGAGGCAGGAUAUAAUUAUGCAGCUUAGUAAUAGAGGAGAAUCGGAAGAAUGCGAUGUACUUGUUUUGGAAGAGAAGCUUACUGAAAUUCUCCCCUCAUCCACAACAGUGGAUCAAGAUGGAUUGGAAAUAUUUAAGAAAAAUAAGGAUAAUGCAAGAUUCAGGGAUAAAACCAAUUUGAAAAGAAAAGAGAACAGUACUUGUGAUAAAAAAUCUUUAAGUAAAAAUAAAUUCCCCAGAAACUCAAGGCAUGGUGGUGUGGAAUGUACGGACGUUCCAAAAGAGAAAGUGAAUGAAAACAUAAUGACAGCGUUUUCAGGAAAGCCUUCAUAUAUGUGCUAUGAGUGUGGAAAAGUCCUUGAGAAUAAUGAUCUUUUGAGGGUACAUCUGUUAAAUCAUUCUAAUACAAUAAGUAAACAUAGAGAUUUAGAACAUAGAGAUUUAGAAAAUGAAGUUGCUGAUUCACAGUUGAUGGUGAGCAAGACUUUAAGCCAACAAGAUUCUUGUUUUCCUCCUAAUUCAAAUACUUUAGUAUCAUCAGGUAGUGCUGUUAGAUGCUCAGUUACGGGUAGGGAUUUAUAUGGAAAUCCAUUGAAAAGUUCAGGUAAUUUUAUAGCAUUUUUGGUGAUUGGUAGUGGACAGCAGAUUUCAGAUGCCAAACAUACGAUACCUUUGAAAAGUUCAAAUCCUGUAGAUUCACAAGUGACUUCAAAGGGAAAUCGGACAAAGCAUUCAAAUUCUAAAGAAGCAAAGGGAAAUUGGACAAAGCAUUCAAAUUCUAAAGAAGCAAAGGGAAAUCGAACAAAGCAUUCAAAUUCUAAAGAAGCAGAAAAAUUCCAUAAAUGUGAAAUUUGCAGCAAAAUAUUCAAAUUACGUGGUAAUUUGAAGCGACACAUUGAAAAGUUGCACGGGCAGCAAGGAUUCAAAAGCAAGUGUAACUCAUCUGGCAGUGAAAUAAAGGAAAAUGCAUCAGAAGAUGCUGGAAACUUAGUCGGUAGCCAAGUAGAUUGUGGACAAGUCGUAUCAAACAUUCAAAGAGAAGAGUCAGUAAGAAAUAAGUCAAGCCUUUUACCUAGUGAUUUUACAAAGUGUGCAAGUGGCACAGGAGAAAAAGUAGCUUUCAGAAAUAAUGUGGACUGCAGUAGUGUCAACUUAUCAGUGUGCAGUAAUAUGAACCCUAGGCCCAUUACCUUGCAGAGUUCUUCAACAGCCUCUGAAAAUGUUUCGGUAACAAAAAAUUGCCCUUUACCUGACCAGGACAAUAACUCAAAGAGUCCGUAUUCCUGUCCAAUCUGCUUCAAGAAACUUGCUAAAGACUAUGUAAAAAUUCAUUUAAGUUUACAUCAAGAUAGGCCAUACUCUUGUGAAUUGUGUAAGAAGUCAUAUUUAACUCAGAGCCAUUUGAAUCGCCACAUUCAAAAGUCCCACAUGCCUAAAGAGAAGAAUUUAGAUGGGUCAUCUAUUGAAAAUACAGAGAAAUGGGGCAUAGGUGUUGAAGUUUCUGAAAGUAAAAGGGAUGAGUGUAAUGUGCAAGUAGAUGACAAUGAUGUAUGCCCAAAAACUGAUGUUAGUCUGGUUGGAAAUGAACAAAAGGAGAAUGUUAACUCAAGAACAUUAGAGAAAUCUAACCAGGAUUUGGGUAGCACAGCUGUUGAAGGAAAAAAUUCUCAGGCAGGGUCAUUUCUCAGAAAAAGUUAUCCAAUGAAUAAUGUUCCUGAGAGAUGCAGUGAUGUAGAUAUAAUAAAUUCUUUAGACUUGGAUGUUGUUGUUUUAGAAACAGAUCGGACAAAGAAUAUGCACAAUAGUAGUAAAAUAAGAGAAAACAAGGAAAAAGGAUUUGGGACAUUACGACCAACCUCUGUUGCCCCUGUAGUAACUAUAGAUUGAUAUUGCUAUUGAGAACACAUAAUUUUUUUUAUACAGUAUUGUAGUUCAAUAAUUUGUAGCGUAGAGGUAAUAUAAAUAUUUUGGUGCACAUAAUAGUUUAAUGGGCAGCAUAAAGGUAAUGUAAAAAUUUGAGUGUCAAUUAUAGUUGAAUUUAUAGGCUGUAUGGCCUUUGAUCCUCUUAUCCAAAAGAGUUUAAUUCUUGGUUUCUCUUACUUGAAGCUUCUUUGAGCAAGCAUAGCAUAAAAUGCAAGUCUAGUUUGGUUUCCCUUUAGUGACCUACCCUUAAUCGUUAAGAUUUGCAAGGUUUGUCUGUCUUUUUUGACAGUAGCAUAAUUUUUCUUGCAGAAUCUGCUUCACAAAAAAGUGCCACUUUUACCUCAUUUUUAGCAUUAAAUGGAGCAGUAAUCUAUUUAUAUCAGAUUGAAAACCUUAAUCCAUAGGCUGCAUUCCACUUUUGGAUUUAUUCUCCUUUAUAUUCUCUUCUAAAUUUUGAUGUAUCUCCAUUCUCAUGACAGUUAUAACAUUAGGAACUGUGUUGGACAAAAAAAUAAUUUGACACCAUUACAUAUAGAAGUUCUUACAAAGGUCACCACCUUUUCUCACCUUAUGAUGUUUCAUGAAGACUUCCUCAAUUCUACCUUGAACCUGUGAAAAGAUCUGUUAGUGCUGGUGGUUUUGAGUACAGUAGGCAAUUUGGAUCUGACAUAUAGGUGUAUGUUGGUUACCUAUCUGCAUUUAAAAUGAAGUACACAGACACAAUAUCUGCAGUCCUUUGGUUCAUGAAGGAGGGAGCUUCUUGGCCUGUUGGCCUUCAAUGCUUCUCAAAAAGCACUGGUACUAUCCUGCUUUGUUACCAUUAGUGAACCAUCUUGCUCUCCUGGUGUAAAGUAUUUUAAGACAGCUUAGGAAAGCCAUACUGCAUUCAAUCCAGGUCCUCUGUUUAGGGAUAUACAUCAGCUUCAUGUGUACAUUUAAUCUGCAAAACCUUGUUGCCAGUGUCUCAGACAGACAAGUUUUUUUUUUUUUUUUUUUUGUAAAGGUAUUACAAGAUUAAUAAGUUUUUUGUAAAGGUAUUACAAGAUUAAUAUUUCAGUCCCGUUGAAAAACUUCACUGUCAGUAAAUUAAAAAAUGAAAGUUCUCACAUCAACCGGGACUGUCCGGGUCGCUCCAGUUAAGCUUGCUAUUGUAUACAUCUCACUCACUAGUAGUAGUAUACCUUUAUCAAUUUUAGUUUUCUGUAAAAAGAGAACUUGUGAGGGCUUUGGCUGUCCAGAUUUUUUCUGCCCACUGUAUGUCAGCCCACAGAUCUUAAACACUACUGAAACUAGAGGGCUGAAUAUUGGAAUGUUGGUCAUCCAGACUCCAAUCAUCAAACACCAUCGCACCCCUCUAGCUUCAAUAGUUUUUCUUUUAAUCUAAGGUUAAAAGUUAGCUGUGAUUGUGUGUGUGGCAAAAACAGGACAGGCCACCACUGAGCCAUGGUUCAAGUUUCAUGGGCUGCAGCUCUUCAUUGGUUGUGCUCACUGACUUCAACCACAGGGAGCCCUAAAGGGCAUGCUGUUCUUUGCAGCAUCCCUUUGGUCUCCAGCUAUAAAGCUUUCUGAUAUUUAUUCAACAUCAGUCCCAGCUUAAAUUUCAUUUAAGAAUAUGUCCUUUGCAUAAGCCCUGUGAGAAUAGGGACUAGAUUCCAAGAUGUAACUGGUGAUUCAGUAAUUCGCUGUCAUUUAAAUAAAAGCAAGAUAAUCAUCCAUGACUGAUUCAGAUUCAGUACAGCACAGUACUACUUUGUUUUCCUCACGUCAUCCAAAUUAGUUUUGCAAAGAUGAUGCCAUCCAAGUUAAUAGUAGUACUUAAAAGAGCCUAAUUCUAGCUAUACUUUGCAAUGCUGAGGCAGAUUAACUUGGCAGGUGUGGCAUUUCUGCCAGCUUCAGAAAUAGGGCCAGGGCAAUAUUAGUAUCUGUAAGCAUGUAGUACACUUGUGCAAUCUUACACCCUUGGUUUGCUUACUAACGUCUAUUUUCAUUCAAGCUUAAAGAAGCUUUAUGGAAAUUAAAAAGCAUUGUUGAGUAUAAACCUUUGCAUUAAAUAAGUUUCUUGUUGGCUUGCCCUUAUGACUAGGAUCAGACCUGUCCACAGUAGUGAGAAGUGAGUAAAUUGGUGAAUAUCUCACUUUGAAGGUCUCUAAUUUCCCUUUUAAUUAAAGUUGCUCCUCUCCAGGAAUGCUAAAAAGUACUGACUUAGGUGCAAUGAAAAGGUUUUUAAUUAAAGUUGCUCCUCUCCAGGAAUGCUAAAAAGUACUGACUUAGGUGCAAUGGAAAGGUUUAGUCUGUUCUCUGAGGAAAUAUUAAGUUAAUUGAACUAUGGCUCAGUAGGUUACCAUAGGAUCAUGACAUUUGUGGUUCUUUGAUACUUUCUAACCAUCUUGAUGACUGUAAAGUGUUGUAUAGGAAAGGUAGCAACUUCUAUGGUGAUGUAAUCAUUAUAUAUUAAGUUGAAUAAUUUUUUGGAAAUGGAAUCAUUAAUUUACGGACACUGAAGAUUAUUUGUUCAGUGAUCUCAUUGUUACAGUUAACAAGCAUUAAGAUCUUGGAAUUAAUCCUCUAAUGCAACCUUGUGAUUCAUGGGUCUUCAGAGAAACUUUUUGUGCAGUUACGCUGUAGGGUAUGUUUGUUUAGAGAUUUGCCUUAAAAGUUUCCAAAAAUUUUGUUUACUAGAAGUAUUUUUCUAUGCUACGUGGUUUUCAGUGCACCCCAUAAUAUCAUCAUUCCAUUUUGUGGGGUUUUCAUAGUUUAGUUAAGUGUCAGAUUUGCCCAUUUGUUAAAUUGGUAGCACCACAAUGUUAUUCAAUGCACCAAGGCAUUCAGUUUCUUCCAUGCUUUUUUUUGGUUGAUGAAGAACAACACUGUUGAGGUGAAGUGUGUUAUGCUAUUGUAUGAAGGGUUUCAGCAGGUUAAUCAAUUGUAAAACAGAAGGGAAUGUGAAAUCCUUUUUGUUGUUUGUUAUUACGUACUUUCAAUAAUACCUAUUGAGAAUGAAAUUUUCAGAAUUUUUAAGGUUAAAAUUCUUGCCCCACUCCUUUUGAAGUUGUGAUUUAGUAUAGAAAUUCUUGACUGGAACAAUAGCACUAGUUUGAGUAAUGGAAUGGUAUGGCUGUUAUAUGAACACAAUGCCUUUAUUUUGUGGAGUGUAUUCAUUCAACAGGCUCCUGUUCUCACCAAGUAUUUGUGUACUUGGUAGAAGUGGCUUCUUACUCUCCCAAGGAACAGUUUUGUUAUAACUGAAAGAUGCAAAAGAGAAGUUUUAUGAGACUUGAGAGGUAUUCUACAGUAAUUUUUUGUGUGUAUGGUGUGGGAAGAUUGCUUAUUGUUAGAAAUGGUUUCUCUACUGUGUAAUAUAUUUUAUAAUUUUGUAUUUUGGAUAAUUGUGUAAAAUAAAUAUUUAUGUACA